CUGCCAGUAUCCAAACCGGUCAGCCUGCCGUCUGAGAACCCGCAUUCCGUGGUUCAGCCUGGUGCCCCGGCACCUGCAAUUCAGCCUGAUACCCUGAUGCCUGAUGACCUAGUGUACGCUACCCAGCCUGAUGGUUCUACCCAGCCUGAUGGUUCUACCCAGCCUGAUGUUCCUACCCAGCCUGCUGAACUGAUGGAGCCAGAUGACCUGUUGCCAGAUGACCCGGUACCCGCUGUCGAGCCAGACGAUCCAAUGCCAGAUGACCCGGUGCCCGCUGUCAAACCAGAUGACCCGGUACCCACUGUCGAGCCAGAUGACCUGAUGCCAGAUGACCCGGUGCCCGCUGUCAAGCCAGAUGACCCGGUGCCCGCUGUCGAGCCAGACGAUCCGAUGCCUGAUGACCCGUGCCCAGCCUGAUGUGCCUCUGUCCGGUGCCCAGCCUGAUGUGCCUCUGUCCUGGUGCCCAGCCUGAUGUGCCUCUGUCCGGUGCCCAGCC
This is a messenger RNA of Staurois parvus, 496 nucleotides long. The record is from the annotation of a GenBank genome assembly. Lineage: Eukaryota; Metazoa; Chordata; Amphibia; Anura; Ranidae.